AUGAGGUCACUGGGCAUCGUCGCUACGUCUUUGCCGCAUCUAAGCCUCGGGACACAAGGCCCAGAACACAUCGGACGAAGAGUUGAUGAUCCGUGCAGCAAAGCACUGAAGCUAGCCGAAGCUCUCUCAAAUAUCAUUACCGCCACAAGCAGUCACUUCGUAGGCACACGAUAUGAGUAUGGACCAAAGAGGCCACCGCUGCGUCCGCAACAGCCGCGCCGGAGAACUACCGGAGGCGCCGCUGGACGAAUUACACGCAACGCUUUCUCAUACUUUUACACAACGCCAGACUUGGACCCCGAUCGCUACAAUCCUGAUCGUCGUGGACGAACUUCUCGCGACACUUCGAGCAUCAAGAGCACUUCAAGUGGCAAAGAUUCCGAAAGCAAUACGGAGGAAUACAGUGCAUUCCCAAAACUGCAGAAGCGACUACUUAUAACAUUAAUCGCUUUCGCAGGGUCAAUUUCCGGACUCUCAUCCAACAUAUAUUUCCCCUCGCAAAAUGCUAUCGCCAGGGAUCUCAACGUUUCCAUUCAACAAGUCAACCUCACGAUCACAUCUUACCUGGUCAUCCAAGGCAUUGCGCCGCUGAUUUGGGGUCCAUUGUCUGACACUAUCGGGCGACGGCCGAUCUACCUAGCGUCCUUCAGCAUCUACGUGAUAUCGAACAUAGCACUUAGCUUCACGCCAAACUACGCCGUCCUCGUGAUCUUCAGGGCAGUGCAGGCCGCAGGCGCCGCAUCGACGGCCAGCAUCGGGAACGGCGUCCUCCAGGAUAUUUGUCCUAUCUCGGAGCGAGGAGGCUACAUAAGCUUCUACCAGGCCGUGCGGAACUUCGCGGUUGCCUUUGGCCCCGUCUUGGGCGGCAUAUUCGCGCAGUUCCUGGGGUUCCGCGCCAUAUUCAUGUUCCUGCUCGGGCUCUCCGCGGCGAUCACUAUCCUCAUCGCUAUGUUCCUGCCCGAGACAAUGCGCAGCCUGGCUGGGAAUGGCUCAUGGCGAUUAAAGGGCCCGAUCUACCAGUCGUUGUGGCGCAUGAUUCGACCACCCAAGUACAUGCGAGACCCAGACGAGAAACCUAGCAGGAAGAAGGUUACACUGGCCACUUUUGGGGGUCCAUUCAAGUUACUUGUUCGCAAGGAGGUUGCUUUCAAUGUCUACUUUUUCGGCCUCAUAUACGCCGUGUGGAGCAUGGUCACUUCGAGCACGACGAACCUGUUCGCUACUGAUUUUGGCCUCAACGAGUUGCAGCUGGGACUUAUAUACCUGCCAAAUGGUAUUGGCACCGUUGUUGGAUCAGCAGUAAUUGGGAAACUGUUGAACCGUGACUUUGCCGCCGCUUCACAGGCCUACAAGAUGGCUCACGACUUGCCGGACUCUCACGAGCUCUCCCCUAAGAAGAUUCCGGUCGACUUUCCGGUCGAGCGACUUCGCUUGCGCCGAUUACCGUGGGCCUUGGCCCUAUUCGUCUUCACCCUCGCUGGAUACGGCUUCUCUUUAUCUUUUCCCGCCGUGUAUCGCCGACCCGGUUGGAUCGCCCUACCACUGACGCUGCAGUUCCUUAUUGCGGCUUCGGCAAAUGCGAUGUUCUCUAUAAAUCAGACCUUGGUGGCCGACCUCUGUCCCGGGAAAGGCGCGAGCAGCACCGGGAUAAACAAUCUGGUGCAGGAGCAACGUAUUUGGGAUUAG
Messenger RNA from Diaporthe amygdali, 1686 nucleotides. Its product is annotated as major facilitator superfamily transporter. Gene Ontology annotation, biological process: transmembrane transport. The record is from RefSeq and is a predicted model, not a curated record. The transcript has 5 exons. Gene Ontology annotation, molecular function: transmembrane transporter activity. Lineage: Eukaryota; Fungi; Ascomycota; Sordariomycetes; Diaporthales; Diaporthaceae. Bases 1 to 1686 code for a protein of 561 amino acids.